Nanorana parkeri is the source of this 1319-nucleotide messenger RNA. It is a transcript of the gene KLHDC8A, whose product is annotated as kelch domain containing 8A. NCBI's taxonomy places the organism in Eukaryota, Metazoa, Chordata, Amphibia, Anura, Dicroglossidae. The transcript has 5 exons. The record is from RefSeq and is a predicted model, not a curated record. Gene Ontology annotation, molecular function: protein binding. Bases 48 to 1100 code for a protein of 350 amino acids.
UGAGUUUUACACAGACAGAUGAACUUCUACAGUUUGGAUGAUCCAGCAUGGAGGUGCCAUGUGCCAAAGACUUCCAGUGGCAAACGCUAGCAUCGCUUUCCAGCCCACGUGUGUACUGUUCUCUUGUAGAAGCGGGAGGGCAGAUCUUUGCUGUUGGAGGAUGUGAUGAGGCAGGAAACCCAAUGAACACUUUCGAGUUGUUUUCUCCAGAAGUCAAUCGCUGGACUAGCCUAGCGCCAAUGCCAUCUGCUAGAGCUGGGGUGGCGGUGGUCGCGUUGGGCAAGAGAAUCAUGGUAGUUGGAGGAGUGGGAGAAAACCAGUCACCUCUAAAAGUGGUAGAGGUCUACAAUAUUGAUGAGGGCAAAUGGAAGAAGAAGAGCUCCCUCCGUGAGGCAGCAAUGGGUAUAUCAAUCACUGUGAGAGACUGCAGGGUUUAUGCUGUUGGAGGUAUGGGUUCAGAUCUGCGACCGCAUAGUUUCCUUCAGCAGUUUGACAUGCUAAAAGAUAUUUGGGUUCACCUUGCCCCAAUGCCAACACCUCGGUAUGGUGCUACCUCUUUUCUGCGAGGAACAAAGAUUUAUGUACUAGGUGGCAGGCAGUCUAAAUAUGCAAUGAAUGCUUUUGAAGUCUUUGACAUUGAAACCCGUUCCUGGACAAAGUUCCCCAGUAUACCAAACAAAAGAGCCUACUCAAGAUAUGUGCUAAAUGAUGACUCCAUCUACAGUUUAGGAGGACUGCGACAAGGAGGUACAUACCGCAGGCCAAAAUUUACCAAGACUGUGGAUAUAUUUAAUAUGGAGCAAGGUGGCUGGGUGAAAAUAGAUCGUUCCUGCUUUAUAAGGAAAAGAAGAGCUGAUUUUGUUUCUGGUGCAAUACAUGGAAGAGUUGUUGUUGCAGGGGGUCUUGGAAACCAACCAACAGUCCUGGAAACAGCAGAGAUAUUCCAUCCCUUGAAGAACCGGUGGGAAAAUCUAAGCCCGAUGCCAACGCCACGGUGUGCCUGUGCCUGUAUUGUCCUGAAAAAUAGGUUGUAUGCAAUAGGAGGAGUAAACCAGGUUCCUAGCUCUGCUGUAGAAAUGCUGAGUUUAGUAGAAACUUGACUAAGGUUUUUGAAUGUUAGGUGGCUGUUGUAAGCACUGAGAGCAUGAAAGAGCACAGUAUUUGCUUAGGUUGUGGGAAUAAGAUUGUAUGCUAGUAGAAUAGCCUGCAUUGAUAUACACAAGAUUAUUUAUAUGAUCGUAGACUGCCAACCAUGUAAAAGGAAUACAAGUUUGCCUAAUUGAAAUUAUUUUAAUGUGUUCGUUUGACGAUCAGACAAU